Molecule: messenger RNA, 2607 nt
Organism: Manduca sexta (tobacco hornworm)
Lineage: Eukaryota; Metazoa; Arthropoda; Insecta; Lepidoptera; Sphingidae
Product: divergent protein kinase domain 2A
Source: RefSeq, a predicted model, not a curated record
GCCGAACUCUCACGCUAUUCUAAAAAUUUAAUAAGUCAGCACGAUUACCGACUGUGUAUCACAUCUAUUGAAGUGUAUUCCAAACACUGUAUUUAAUAUUUUAAGCACAAAAGUGGUUUGUUUAUUUUGUCUCUCUAAAAAGUAAAUCACAAAAUGUUGAACAGACAAAAAUCCAUACAAUCAUGCGAUGUGUUUUUUUCUAAAAAAUUAUUUGUGCUCUACAAAUUAAUAAUAGAAUGAACGACAAAAUGUACACAAGAAUGUUAUUACGGCGUAGAUUUUGCAAACGUGUAUUAUAUAUGGGAACAGUCUUCGCUCUUUCAUUUUAUAUAUCGGUUUUAUUGUUCGGAGAUUUAAAAUCACCUAGAGUGAUGAAUUUAACUGAACUAGAUCGAUGUCCUGCUUGCUACGGGAUCUCCGUGUGUCCCGAAUUAUAUUCCAACCAGAUAUUUUUAGAAAAUAACCACGGUUGGCUAAGUAUAUUCAAUGCUAAAAAUAUUUAUUAUGGAUACACUAGAUCCAACCGGCGAGUGGUUUUAAAAAAAUUAGCUCAUAAUUGGGAGCUGAAGGAGUUUGAUUCCAAAUUGUGCACGUCAUGGAACUUGAAAAGGACAUGUACUCCUAUCAGUUUGUUGAAUGUUUCCAAUGUUGAUGAAAAAAUUAUUGACAUUGUGGGCUAUAAUUUAACAUGGGCUGAUCCUAUGCCUAGAAAGGGGCUAGUGUUAUGUCCAUACGCGUACAGCCUCUAUGAUUUGAUUCAGCCGCUAACAAACAGCAGGAAUAGCAAUUUUAAGGCUGAGAUGAUCAACUUGUGGACUGUACUGAGUAUUAAUCCAGAGCCUUUAAUACUACAAGUUCUGUUAAAGUCCCGUGGCUGGCCAGUGCCAGCGUAUGGCGGUGUGUGCGGAAGACUAGAAGUAGUUGCAUAUGAAGGGGAGCCCCUAUCCCAAUUGACUCAUGUAGAGUGGUAUAAAAAACUUAAAUAUGCCAGGAAAAUACUGGAGGCUGCUAUGGAUUUCACAUUUAAACAUGAUAGAUUCCGUUUCUACCUACUAGACUGGUCAAUCGACAACAUUGUGGCCAAUGAAAGGGACGAAAUCACUUUUGUAGAUCUUGAAGAUGUAGUUGUCCUCGAUAAACAUAUAUCUCCACGACGCGACCUGCCUUACUGGUACCAACGGUACACACGGAACAUAUUAGGUCCUGGAUUCACAUUUUCCAUAGACAGUAUGUGUAAACAUCACCUUAGCGAUCAUAAUAUUUGGGCGGCAUGCUACAUACUGGCCAGCAAUGAUAAUGGUUAUCUAUAUCCAAUCCCCAAAGAGGUGAAUGCAUCAAAACCUCAUUUUGAUAGGUUGAUGAACGAGUGCCUACAUGGGGAUGAUAGAUUUCGUACGGUAACGAAGCUACAGCAUGUUAUAAAUGAUAUGUUGAAUGAUGAAAAUGUUGUAGGAUAUAGUGUGAGGUGAUAUGAACAUUAAAACUCUGGAACAUAUAACUUACAUAGUCUGCAGAGUGAAUAUUACAUACUCUUAUAUCUGCAAUUAUCCUGAAUGUUUUUCUAAGAUCUUUAUAGACUUAAAGUUACAAUGGUCUUUACGGAGUUACUAUAAUGGGUACUCAAUACUUUUAACAAACAAUCUAUGUAGUAAAAGAUAAAUUAAAUUAAUUAGCAGUGUUUGAGUACUAUUUUUAAUAAUUAUUUUUAUACAGUAAACAUAACUGAAGAAUCCUAUUCAAUGGUCACAAAUCUGAAUAUCACAAUGCAUAUAUUGCAUCCUAAUGAAUGGGUAUCAGAAACUAUACCUGGGCCCAGGUGUUUCAAAAUGCAAAAUAGCUAACAGAAAUUUGUAUCACAUGUAUAGUCAUAAUAUUUAUAAAAUCUCAUCUGUAUUAUACAAUGCUUUUGUAUCUUAUUAAUAUUAUUAUUAUUUGUUAUCAGGCAGGCAGUUUGUUUAAUUGAUAUGCUAGUAUCCUGAAAUCUCGAUUGUGGUUUCAAAAUAUUUGUUAAAUUCGUUCUUAAGCCCAUGCGCAUUAUUUACAGUGACAACACCCUGUGGGAACUUGUUCCACUCUUACUAUUCUGUUCAUCAUUAUUUUUCAUUAUUAUUGUUAUUUAUAAUCUACUGACAAUUACAUAUAGCAGAAUUAUAUUUGUGGGUGUGCUUUAUAAAUAGCAAGUAAUCUCUAAAGGGGUCUACAACUAAAGUUAAAAAUUAUAAUUAACUAUAUAUAAGUAAUUUUAAAAAAAUCCUGUCACAUAAUUACUUUUAACUAUAUCUGCUCAAAUUCUUUGAAUCUCAGACUACCUUUUGGAUAAGUAUACUUGCUAUGAAUAUAUGAUUAUAUUAAUUAAUAAACUUUCAAAUUAUAGUAAUAUAUUGUGUAAGUAUAUAAUGUUCUUUACAGAAAAAUUCCAUGACCAUAGUUAAAUUAAAUUUUCAUGUGUUAUUCUGUCUUCAAUUGUAAUAAUUAAAUAAUCUCAAUUUUGUGUUCGAUAAUCUGUGAUAUUUGUUUAAAUUCUCUAAAAUUCUUGUCAGAAUUGGUUGUGAUGUGAAAUCAUCAAUAAAAUGUUAUUUCUAAUGUCAUAAAUGUAUUUAAGAAGAA